Molecule: messenger RNA, 1146 nt
Organism: Hordeum vulgare subsp. vulgare (domesticated barley)
Lineage: Eukaryota; Viridiplantae; Streptophyta; Magnoliopsida; Poales; Poaceae
Product: peroxidase 25
Exons: 4
Coding region: 47-1027 (326 amino acids)
Biological process (GO): response to oxidative stress; hydrogen peroxide catabolic process
Cellular component (GO): plant-type cell wall; plasmodesma
Molecular function (GO): heme binding; peroxidase activity
Source: RefSeq, a predicted model, not a curated record
AUGAUUGGCACAAGUAGAGUUGUUGUUGAUAAACCUUACUUAGACCAUGGUAGCAUCAGAAAUAGCAACAGUUUUCCUUCUGUUGAAUGCCUUGCUGAGAGGUUCUUUGGUCCAAAGCCAAGGACUCCAGAGAGGAUUCUACGACUCCAGCUGCCCUGACGCAGAGGAUAUCGUGAGGUCCACUGUCGGGAAGUACUACAACAACGAUGCCACCAUCGCCCCGGGCUUGCUCAGGCUGCACUUCCACGACUGCUUUGUCCAAGGAUGUGAUGCUUCCGUUUUGAUUUCUGGAGCAUCAUCCGAGAGGAGUGCACCACAGAAUUUCGGUCUCAGGGGAUUUGAGGUGAUAGACGAUGCCAAGUCCCAGCUGGAAUCAACGUGCCCUGGGGUGGUGUCCUGCGCCGACAUACUGGCCCUCGCCGCACGUGAUUCCGUCGAUCUGGCCGGCGGGCCAAGCUGGGCAGUGCCUCUGGGACGAAGAGACGGGAGGAUCUCAUCAGCUGCAGAUGCCAAGGCCCUUCCGUCCCCGGCCGACCCCGUGUCCGUCCAGCGGCAGAAGUUCGCAGCUCAGGGACUGUCCGACCAUGAUCUCGUCACACUAGUCGGCGCGCACACCAUCGGGCAGACGGACUGCGCGUUCGUGCGGUACCGGCUGUACAACUUCACGGCGACGGGGAACGCGGACCCGUCCAUCAGCCCGGCGUUCCUGCCGCAGCUGCGGGCGCUGUGCCCGCCGAACGGCGACCCGGUGCGGCGGGUGGCGCUGGACAAGGACGGCGCGGGGUCCUUCGACGCCGCCUUCUUCAAGAACGUGAGGGACGGCAACGCCGUGCUGGAGUCGGACCAGCGGCUGUGGGGCGACGACGCGACGCAGGGGGUGGUGCAGAAGUACGCCGGCAACAUCCGGGGCCUCUUCGGGCUCCGCUUCACCUACGAGUUCCCCAAGGCCAUGGUGAGCCUCGGCGGCGUCGCCGUCAAGACCGGCAGGCAGGGCGAGAUCAGGAGGAAGUGCUCCAGGUUCAACUGAACCUGAACUGAUAGUAUAUGCAAUUCUGGAUGAGUAUCACUGGGUUGACGCUAUGCUUGUACUAAUAAUAUAAUAAUAAACCAAUUAACUGGUGGGCAGCGUACGUGCCUUGUAUAAAA